Molecule: messenger RNA, 1021 nt
Organism: Python bivittatus (Burmese python)
Lineage: Eukaryota; Metazoa; Chordata; Lepidosauria; Squamata; Pythonidae
Gene: TAF11
Product: TATA-box binding protein associated factor 11
Biological process (GO): RNA polymerase II preinitiation complex assembly; transcription initiation at RNA polymerase II promoter
Cellular component (GO): transcription factor TFIID complex; nucleus
Molecular function (GO): RNA polymerase II general transcription initiation factor activity; protein heterodimerization activity
Source: RefSeq, a predicted model, not a curated record
AGCGACAGCCCCUGUCCAGCUAAUGAAGCCGAGACAGAAGGAGAGUCGCACUCUUUGGCAGCUACCUCUCCUACAGGAAACGCGCAGCGAUAGAAAUGCUAGAUAUUUCGCCGCAUCUGGAUAUAUUGAGAACUUGCAACUGAGCAACAGUUUUCAGCUUUGCUCACCAAGGUCAGAAACGGGAUUUCGCUUUCCCUGCCGCUCUUCUCGUCUUGCUUCAGGGUUGAUGGAUUGCUGCCUCGUCUGCCCCAAAAUUAAAUGCAAGGAAGCAUGUGAAUUGGUCCCAGGAGAGUUGGAGGACUCUACAUCACAGUCUAGUGCAGCCAAGAAAAUAAAAAUAGAGAUGAAGGAGAGAAAAGAAAAAAAACAUAAAGUUGAUGAAGAUGAGAUUCAAAAAAUGCAAAUCCUGGUUUCCUCUUUUUCUGAAGAACAGCUAAAUCGAUACGAGAUGUAUCGACGAUCAGCCUUCCCUAAGGCUGCUAUUAAACGGCUGAUCCAGUCAAUUACUGGAACCUCUGUAUCUCAGAACGUUGUUAUUGCCAUGUCAGGAAUUUCUAAAGUCUUUGUUGGAGAAGUAGUUGAAGAGGCAUUAGAUGUAUGUGAGAAGUGGGGAGAAUCACCACCUCUGCAACCCAAGCACUUGCGCGAAGCAGUCAGACGACUGAAAUCACGAGGACAGAUUCCAAAUUCCAAAUACAAAAAAAUCCUCUAUCUCUGAAGAGGAAGUAAAAAAAAUGUCUAAGUGGAAUGGAGAUGUUUUCAAUGGAAAUUAAAAAAGACUUCUGACCAUAUCUUCAGAUUACUUGAAACCAUGAAGUUCUGCAUAAUUAAGGUGUUCCUUGUGCAAUAAUUUUGAAUUGCUAAUGAUAAAAAACUAUAUUGCAAGUAUAUUGGGCUGAAUGUGGAAACAUUUUCUAAGUAGGCAAAAUAAGAAAUACUGAUGUAAUAAGAUUACAUGAAGCUUCUGAAACACGGUUUUGAGGUUUCUUUUACAAGGAAAUAAAGGAGUUUUUUAAAAGCA